Triticum aestivum (bread wheat) is the source of this 2076-nucleotide messenger RNA. Its product is annotated as wax ester synthase/diacylglycerol acyltransferase 11. The transcript has 7 exons. Gene Ontology annotation, cellular component: plasma membrane. The record is from RefSeq and is a predicted model, not a curated record. Gene Ontology annotation, biological process: triglyceride biosynthetic process. Bases 333 to 1862 code for a protein of 509 amino acids. NCBI's taxonomy places the organism in Eukaryota, Viridiplantae, Streptophyta, Magnoliopsida, Poales, Poaceae. Gene Ontology annotation, molecular function: diacylglycerol O-acyltransferase activity.
CUGCCGCUUAGAUCCAUGUUAUUGUUAUCUCGACCUGGACGGAUGGUGCCUCCGGGGAACACCGGAGUUACUUUUGUUAACUUAGCUGUAUACGCCUGCUGCCUGCCAGAUCGCUAGUAAUGGUGGAGUGCUUCUCUGUCUCUUCUCCUGUCGACUGAGCCCGGCCCCGGCCCAUCCUGUAAAAACCAGAGCAUGUGACUGCGCACAGUGAUGCAGCUAGCUAGCAAUCCUCAUCCAUUAAACCUACAGAUCGAGCUGAUCACUUCAUAAGCGCAGUGAUCGAGUAGCUAGCGAGCUCACCAUUCUUGAAACCACUCACCAGUUCAGUGGCCAUGGGCGAUAGCGGUACCAAUGGCAGCCACUCUGUGGCCGCUCUGCCGACAAGCCCGCUGCUCCCGAUACGCACGCCAAGAAAGGCACCGGCGGACGAUCCCACGGCGGAUGGGGAGCCCGUCACCCCUACUGCGAGGCUCAUGGAACCCAUAUACAUCGUCGUCACCCUCGGCCUUGGCUGCCCCGUAAACCUCCCCGUCUUCAGCGCCGGUAUCGCCGCCCAGCUCGCCCGAUACCCGCGCUUCUGCAGCAUUCAGGUGACAGACGAGGCCAAUGGUGGCAACCCGCGGUGGGUGCGCACGGUGGUGAACGUGGACGACCACACCAUCAUCCCGACGCUGGACCCUGUCGCCGUGGCGGCCGACCCGGACCGGGCCGUGGAAGACUACCUGGCCUCGCUGCCCGCGCUCCCCAUGGACCGCUCCCGGCCGCUAUGGGAGUUUCACUUCCUCGACUUCCCGACCUCCGAGGCCACCUCCACCGCCGUCAUCCGCGUGCACCACUCCCUCGGCGACGGCACGACGCUCAUCGCGCUCCUCCUGGCGUCCGCGCGUAGCGCUGCCGACCCGACGCGCCUGCCGGCCAUGCCGGAGCAGCCGGCGCGCACGGGCGCCAUCUACGCGCCGCGACCACGGUCCAAGGGGGGUGUCCUGGCGUUCCUCGCGUGGGCCUGGUCGUAUCUUGUGCUCGCGUGGAACACCAUGGUGGACGUCACCCUCUUCGCCGCGACCAUUGCGUUCCUGAGAGACCCGCACACGCCGUUCAAGUACGUGGACCACGGCGCCGCGUCCAGCUCCCGCCGGCGCUUCGUGCACCGGAGCCUUCCUUUGGAGGACGUCAAGUUCAUCAAGAGUGCCAUGAACUGCACUGUCAAUGACGUGCUAGUCGGAGCGACUUCUGCUGCUCUAUCAAGAUAUUUUUUUCGCAAAUCUGGUGCCAAUAACACCAGCAAAAUAUGUCUGCGGUCUAUCCUCCUUGUUGAUACAAGACCAACCACUAGCCUACAAACAUAUGUUGAUAUGAUCGACUCUGGUAAGAGCAACGAUGUGGACUGGGGAAAUCAACUAGGCUAUAUGCUCCUUCCAUUUCAUUUGGCGAUGCACGAUGAUCCACUUGCAUAUGUCCGCAAGGCAAAGAAGACCGUGGAUAGGAAAAAGAGCUCGCUUGAAGUUAUCUUCACGUGUAAGAUGGGCGAAUCGUUUCUCAAAAUGUUUGGUCUGAAGGCUGGUGCUUUUAUCUUUGGUCGUAUGUUUGCAAAUACAACUCUUGCGUUCUCAAACCUGGUUGGACCAAGUGAACAAAUAGAGUUUUAUGGGCACCCUGUUGUCUUCAUUGCGCCUAGUGUUUAUGGAGCUCCGCAAGCUCUGCUUGUGCAAUGUCAGAGUUACAAUAGCACUAUUAUGGUAAGUUUGUCGGUCGACGAGGAAAUAAUUCCAGAUUAUAUUCAACUUAUGGAUGACUUUGUUGAGUCUUUUGGGCACAUUAAGGAUGGGGCUUCAAGACUUUCAACGUCCGUCAAGCAAGAAUAAUCAAUGUGCAGUUAUAUUAGUGUGCUUCUUAAAAUUGUAUGACGACAGCAAUAUGCUCCUAUGUAUUUGUUGUGUGUAUCACGAGUUGCAACAUAGUAAUUAAGAACCAGAACAUGCACCAAACUAAGGUUACAAGUCAAAUGUACUAAGUAUAGUAAUAUAUAGGAUAAUGAUGCACCAACAGGGAUAAUAUUAUACUCAUCUUAUAUCUUGA